AUGGGAGAUUCAAGUUUUGAGGAGGAAUCUGCUGAUGAAUAUGAUGGUUAUGAUCCUGUGCAUAGUCGACUGGUGGAUGAUAAGGUAACUUAUCGGCCAAGAUAUGCUCCUUCUGAACAUAAUGAAGAUUCGAGCUCUGAUGACCUUAAUGAUGAACCGGAGGAUCGUGCUUCCUAUUCCCACUAUUUCCCACACUCGCCAGUGGGUUCUCCUGACGAGCGUCCUGUCGUUAAGUCUGAACAGAAUGAGUCUCAGAAGAGUACAGACAAUGAUAGGGAGUAUCAUGUCGAACCUGUUGUGGAUGUCACUACUCCAUGUUAUGCUCCGAGUCAAGCUUUAAGCCGUACUCCUGAAUCUAGUCCAGCACUAAGCUACACUGCAAGUGAGCAUGCGUCUGACGUAGUUCCAACUAAAAAGGUAGAGUCUAAUAUUCCUGAGAGAAUCGCAGAACUGGAGGAAUCAGAGGACAACAAUAGCAGUAGCUCCGAGUCAGAUAUAGACGAAUAUAGCCAGAUGUGCAGCAGCAUGAGUCUGAUAAAAGUAGAGAUGAUCUCGUCGAAAAUGUACCACAAACAAAAUCUGGUUCUCCCGCCGAACCUGAACAUUACAAAGAGUUUCACGGUAUUUUUGAAGAUAAUGAUGAAGAACAAGACCAGGGUAAAUUCAAUGAAGACUUUGAAGGAUUUGAAAGAGAUGAACAACCAGAAUCUCAAGUAG
This is a messenger RNA of Trichobilharzia regenti, 717 nucleotides long. NCBI's taxonomy places the organism in Eukaryota, Metazoa, Platyhelminthes, Trematoda, Strigeidida, Schistosomatidae. The record is from the annotation of a GenBank genome assembly.